Messenger RNA from Cajanus cajan (pigeon pea), 1976 nucleotides. RefSeq names its product Galactose oxidase/kelch repeat superfamily protein. NCBI's taxonomy places the organism in Eukaryota, Viridiplantae, Streptophyta, Magnoliopsida, Fabales, Fabaceae. The record is from RefSeq and is a predicted model, not a curated record. Gene Ontology annotation, molecular function: protein binding.
AGACCUUUCUGCACGUCAAGUGCUUCGUGAAUCCAAUACGACACGCCACUCUCUUUAUUUUUCCCAUUUCACUUUGCUCUUCCUACAACUCAGUUUGGCCUCCCUAUUCAACACAUUUCCAGCUUUGUAAUUUCAUUUGUUUUGGGUGCACCUUCUACAAAAACAGAAGUCAGUGGUGAAGAGUUAUCAGAAAUAGAUGAAACUGCAGUUAUAAAUUUAUAAUGUCUGGACUGAUUGAAGGACUUCCUGACGCUGUUGCAAUUAGGUGCCUUGCACGGGUUCCCUUCUAUCUCCACCCAAUAUUGGAGCUUGUCUCUCGUUCUUGGCAAGCAGCUAUUCGUAGCCCUGAACUAUUUAAAGCUCGGCAGGAGGUUGGUUCGAUUGAGGAUCUGUUAUGUGUCUGUGCUUUUGAUCCAGAGAACUUAUGGCAGCUGUAUGACCCUAUGCGAGAUCUCUGGAUUACACUUCCUGUUCUUCCCUCAAAGAUCAGGCACCUUUCCAACUUUGGUGCCGUUUCCACUUCUGGAAAGUUGUUUGUGAUUGGUGGGGGAAGUGAUGCUGUUGAUCCUUUGACUGGAGACCAAGAUGGUUGUUUUGCAACAGAUGAAGUCUGGUCUUAUGACCCUGUAGUCCGGCAAUGGGCCCCCCGUGCAUCAAUGCUUGUUCCCCGUUCUAUGUUUGCAUGCUGCGUUUUGAAUGGGAAAAUUGUUGUGGCUGGGGGCUUCACCAGCUGCAGAAAAUCUAUAUCUCAAGCAGAAAUGUAUGAUCCCGAGAAGGAUGUUUGGAUUCCAAUGCCUGAUCUUCAUCGCACUCAUAAUUCAGCCUGUUCAGGAGUAGUGAUUGGUGGAAAGGUACAUGUACUGCACAAGGAUAUGUCAACAGUGCAAGUAUUAGAUAAUGCAGGGCCUGGGUGGGCAGUUGAGGAAUGUGCGUGGCUCCAAGGUCCAAUGGCAGUUGUCCGUGAUGCACUUUAUGUGAUGAGCAAUGGAUUAAUUAUCAAGCAGGACAAAGAAGGGAGAAAGGUUGUCGGUUCAGCAUCCGAGUUUCGAAAGAGAAUUGGAUUUGCAAUGACUGGACUAGGUGAUGAGUUAUACGUGAUUGGAGGCUUCAUUGGCCCUGAUAGAUGGAAUUGGGACAUUAAGCCAUUAUCCGAAGUUGAUGUUCUCUCUCUUGGAAGUGAGAGACCAGCUUGGCGCCAGGCAGCUCCAAUGACUCGGUGUCGUGGUACUAUUGUUGGUUGUACGCUGCUGACAAUUUAGGCUUUCGUUUACUAGGUUCUAGUGUAAUAUGUGCUCGUGGGGAUUUGGAUCCCUUCAACUAGACAAAGAAUCAGUGUUCAAUGGCUUCCCUGUUUUGUAUGUAAGCCAUAAUAUUUGUUAUUGUUCUUGUUUUUACGUGGAUCACAUGUGGUAACGAGGUGAGUUUCUGUAUCUGUUUUGUUCGCAGCAAAACAGUAAAGGAUCACCAUUAACCAGACAACAAAUCAAUCUGUGCUAUUCCCACCUUGAAAUUUAUCACUUCGCGGGGAAAAUAUCAACUUCAUUUAGCUAUUCACCCGUUUAUUUUCUUUAGUGAAAAUAGGUGAGAGGGAUUGCGUAGCUAUUCACCCGCUUAUCUAUCCAACUUUAUAGUAGAACUGUCGAAUGUGAAUUGUUUUGCCAAGUAUGCCGCAUUUCACUUUUUUGUGGAUUUGUGACUUUCUCUUCAAAAGACGUCAUGACAAAUUAGGAUAGGAAGGUGGUUGUAAACUAACAUUCACUUUGAUUCCUUAUCAAUAUGGAAUUUUUGGUGAGAUUAAACAAUAGUCUUCCGACAGAAGAUAAGAACCAAAGGGUCUGAAAGUCUUGUGUGUGGCCUAUAGGACAUAUUUUAGUGCCAAUAUUUCAGUGAAGUCUGUUGUACUUUCAAUUCAUCUUUAGUAUGUCUUUCGUUGGAAAGAAACAUGAAUAUAAGUGUUAACCUUUUCCGUGGUUUAA